Jaculus jaculus (lesser Egyptian jerboa) is the source of this 4383-nucleotide messenger RNA. It is a transcript of the gene Atn1, whose product is annotated as atrophin 1. The record is from RefSeq and is a predicted model, not a curated record. Gene Ontology annotation, molecular function: transcription corepressor activity. The transcript has 10 exons. Lineage: Eukaryota; Metazoa; Chordata; Mammalia; Rodentia; Dipodidae. The coding region runs from base 370 to 3858 and encodes 1162 amino acids. Gene Ontology annotation, cellular component: nucleus.
CACCUCGUACUUCGUGAGGCAGGGCCAGUGAGGGCCAGCGGGGUGGCCCUGAGCACGCCGGGGAGAAUUAGGAAGAAAGGACUUCUGGGCGGAUGGAGAACAGAGAAUUGUGCAACCUCACAGGCAUCCAGAGUUGUGACCUCCACCUUUACCCACGCCUGCCCUUCUACUCUCCGUUGGGGAGGCCUCCUCCAAGGCUCCCUUUGUGCCCGGGGCAGGUUCCACUGAAAACUGAUCCUGCAAGUCCACCUGUCUACCACCACAGUCCAGCUUCCCAGGCCAUAGCUGUGGGAAGCCUGGGGUGGAGCGGAGAACUUUCUGGAUUCAGCUGCCCAGGCAGAGGAGAAUGGGGUCUCCACAGCCUGAAGAAUGAAGACACGACAGAAUAAAGACUCAAUGUCAAUGAGGAGUGGACGGAAGAAAGAGGCCCCUGGGCCCCGGGAAGAACUGAGAUCAAGGGGCCGGGCCUCCCCUGGAGGGGUUAGCACGUCCAGCAGUGAUGGCAAAGCUGAGAAGUCCAGGCAGACAGCCAAGAAGGCUCGAGUAGAGGAAGCCUCCACCCCAAGGGUCAACAAGCAGGGCCGAGGUGAGGAGAUCUCAGAGAGUGAAAGUGAGGAGACCAAUGCACCCAAAAAGACCAAAACUGAGGAACUCCCUCGACCACAGUCUCCCUCGGAUCUGGACAGUUUGGAUGGGCGAAGCCUCAACGAUGAUGGCAGCAGUGACCCUAGAGAUAUAGACCAGGACAACCGCAGCACGUCCCCCAGCAUCUACAGCCCUGGGAGCGUUGAGAAUGACUCCGAUUCUUCUUCCGGCCUGUCGCAGGGCCCAGCUCGCCCCUUCCACCCUCCUCCACUCUUUCCUCCUUCCCCUCCACCAACAGACAGCACUCCCCGACAGCCAGAGCCUGGAUUUGAAGGCCAUCCUUCUGUGACACCCACUGGGUAUCAUGCUCCAAUGGAGCCCCCCACAUCUCGAAUGUUCCAGGCUCCUCCUGGAGCCCCUCCCCCUCACCCACAGCUCUAUCCUGGGGGGGCUGGUGGAGUUUUGUCUGGACCCCAAAUAGGUUCCAAAGGCGGAGUGGCUACCUCUUCAGUAGGUCCUCCUAGUGGAGGCAAGCAGCACCCCCCACCCACUACCCCCAUUUCAAUGUCCAGUUCUGGGGCUAGUGGGGCUCCCUCAGCAAAGCCACUUAAUACUCCAGUGGGUGGUGGGAACCUCUCCUCCGCUCCACCACCAGCCACCUUCCCCCAUGUGACACCAAACCUGCCUCCUCCACCUGCCCUGAGACCCCUCAACAAUGCCUCAGCUUCUCCUCCCGGCUUGGGCGCCCAGCCAGUCCCUGGGCAUCUGCCCUCUCCCCAUGCCAUGGGGCAGGGCAUGAGUGGACUUCCUCCUGGCCCAGAGAAGGGCCCCGCUUUGGCCCCCUCGCCCCAUCCCCUGCCCCCCGCUUCUUCCUCUUCGGUCCCCGCACCCCCGAUGCGGUACUCCUAUCCAUCCUCCAGUAGCUCCGCGGUGGCCUCUUCCAGUUCCUCCUCCUCCUCCUCCUCCCAGUACCCAGCUUCCCAGGCGUUGCCCAGUUAUCCCCACUCCUUCCCUCCCCCAACAAGCCUGUCUGUGGCCAACCAGCCACCCAAGUACACUCAGCCUUCGCUUCCAUCCCAGGCCGUGUGGAGUCAGGGACCCCCUCCACCUCCCUAUGGGCGCCUCAUGGCCAACAGCAGUGCACACCCAGGCCCCUUCCCGGCCUCUGGGGGCCAGUCGGCCCACCCACCAGCCCCAACACAUCACCACCACCACCAGCAGCAGCCGCAACACGGGAACUCUGGGCCCCCGCCCCCUGGGGCGUACCCCCACCCCAUGGAGGGCAGCAGCUCGCACCACGCCCAUCCUUACACCAUGUCCCCCUCCCUGGGGUCUUUGAGGCCCUACCCGCCAGGGCCGGCGCACCUGCCACCACCUCACGGCCAGGCGUCCUACAGCCAGGCGGGUCCCAGUGGCCCCCCAGUCUCCUCCGCCUGCAGCUCUUCCAGCUCUCAGUCGCCCUACCCAAGCUCACACCCCUCCCCAUCUCAGGGCCCCCCGGGGCCGCCCUACCCCUUCCCACCCGCCCCGCCGGUCACCACCUCCUCGGCUACCCUUUCCACCGUCAUUGCCACCGUGGCUUCCUCGCCCGCGGGCUACAAAACGGCCUCCCCGCCAGGGGCCCCGCAGUACAAGAGAGCCCCGUCCCCGGGGUCCUACAAGACAGCCACCCCGCCAGGAUACAAGCCGGGGUCACCGCCCUCCUUCAGAACAGGAACUCCUCCGGGCUAUCGGGGUGCCUCCCCACCAGCCGGCCCCGGAACCUUCAAGCCGGGCUCACCCUCCGUGGGGCCCGGGCCCCUGCCUCCUGCAGGGCCCUCGAGCGGGUCCUCGCUGCCUCCGCCGGCCUCGGGGCCCCCCCUGAGCGCCACGCAGAUCAAGCAGGAGCCCGCCGAGGAGUUCGAGACUCCCGAGAGCCCCGUGCCGCCCGCCCGCAGCCCGUCGCCCCCGCCCAAGGUGGUGGACGUGCCCAGCCACGCCAGCCAGUCCGCCAGGUUCAACAAGCACCUGGACCGCGGCUUCAACUCGUGCGCGCGCAGCGACCUGUACUUCGUGCCGCUGGAGGGCUCCAAGCUGGCCAAGAAGCGGGCCGACCUGCUGGAGAAGGUGCGGCGCGAGGCCGAGCAGCGCGCGCGCGAGGAGAAGGAGCGCGAGCGCGAGCGGGAGCGCGAGAAGGAGCGCGAGCGCGAGAAGGAGCGCGAGCUCGAGCGCAGCGUGAAGUUGGCUCAGGAGGGCCGGGCCCCAGUGGAGUGCCCGUCUCUGGGCCCAGUGCCCCAUCGGCCUCCAUUUGAGCCAGGCAGCGCUGUGGCCACGGUGCCGCCCUACCUGGGUCCUGACACUCCAGCCCUGCGCACUCUCAGUGAAUACGCCCGGCCUCACGUCAUGUCUCCUGGCAAUCGCAACCACCCAUUCUAUGUGCCCCUGGGGGCCGUGGACCCGGGGCUCCUGGGUUACAACGUUCCAGCCCUGUACAGCAGUGACCCAGCUGCCCGGGAGAGGGAGCGGGAAGCCCGUGAACGGGACCUGCGUGACCGGCUCAAGCCCGGCUUUGAGGUGAAGCCCAGUGAGCUGGAGCCCCUACACGGGGUCCCUGGGCCGGGCCUGGAUCCCUUCCCCCGACACGGGGGCUUGGCCCUACAGCCUGGCCCUCCCGGCCUGCAUCCUUUCCCUUUCCAUCCGAGCCUGGGGCCGCUGGAGCGAGAGCGUCUGGCCCUGGCAGCUGGACCAGCCCUGCGUCCAGACAUGUCUUAUGCUGAGCGGCUGGCAGCCGAGAGGCAGCACGCAGAAAGGGUGGCGGCCCUGGGAAAUGACCCGCUGGCCCGGCUGCAGAUGCUCAACGUGACCCCCCAUCACCACCAGCACUCCCACAUCCACUCUCACCUUCAUCUGCACCAGCAGGAUGCCAUCCACGCAGCCUCUGCCUCGGUGCACCCUCUAAUUGACCCUCUGGCCUCGGGGUCUCACCUUACCCGGAUCCCCUACCCAGCUGGGACCCUGCCUAACCCCCUUCUCCCUCACCCUCUGCACGAGAACGAAGUUCUUCGCCACCAGCUCUUCGCUGCUCCUUACCGGGACCUGCCAGCCUCCCUUUCUGCCCCGAUGUCAGCGGCCCAUCAGCUGCAGGCCAUGCACGCACAGUCUGCAGAGCUGCAGCGCCUGGCCCUGGAGCAGCAGCAGUGGCUGCACGCCCAUCACCCACUGCACAGCGUGCCACUUCCUGCCCAGGAGGACUACUACAGUCACCUGAAGAAGGAAAGCGACAAGCCACUGUAGAACUUUGAUCAAGAGAGUGCCCAUGGCUCCUGCAUCUGGACCUUGGAGGGCCCUCCUGGCCUGUCACCCAGAGCCAAGGAGCGGCGCGCGCUGCUCACUUGCAGGGCUUCUAGAGCUGGGCAGAGGGAGGGAGAGAGGGAGGGAGGGAGGGAAGACAAGGUCAAGCCCCAAGGCGGCGUGCAGAGGUGGGGAGAUGGCGAGGGCGGGGAUAGAAAGCGCACAGUGCCCUGGACCAGGUCCCUCUUCCUCGUCCCCUGUUUUCCUUUUCCCUUAUGCCCCAAUCCUCGGUGGCCACGACUCCUCCCCGCCCCCGUUGGUGUGAUUAUUUCACCUGUUAGAUGUGGCUGUUUUGCGUAGCAUUGUGUGCUGCCCCUGCCCCGUCCCCGUGUGCGCACCCCCUUUGCGAUGUAUGCCCCUUGCCCUCCCCACAUUGAUAAUUUAUAUAUAUAAAUAUCUAUAUGAUGCUCUUUAAAAACAUCCCAACCAAAACCAACCAAACAAAACAUCCUCACAACUUCCCAUGAA